CGGUCAACUAUUCGCUCACCUUUACAUUAAUGUGAUUCUCAGUGAAGCGUAUAACACACUGUUCGGCGCGGUAUGAUCUCGCACUUUAAAGUUUGAAUAACUUCAGUGAAUACAUUGUAUCGGGGAGAUACUAUUACUUGAUUACAGUAAAUGAAUAUCAAACACAAAUACAAGAUAUCAAGAAGAAUGAAAGAUUACUCCUCGAAUAAUUAAGUCUCCAAAACAAGUUUACUUUCCUGAUUUUCCAGUAGAAAGAACUUGACAAAUAUCAGAAUGAAGUUACGACGCAAACACUGUCUCAGUAAAAUCGCGAUAGUCAUCACUUCGACUGCAAUUAUUUCACUUGUUCUAUGGGGAAAUGGGACCAGACCCGAAAUCGUGACAAAAGAAGUGGGUAGUGGACCGCUAGAUUUUUAUUUUCCAAAUCGAGUUGUUGACAAUUUCUUAAAUAGGACAAAAAUAUUAACACAAAGUGCUCAAAGGUGUCUUUCUAGUUUAAAUAAUAUUAAAAUUACUGCUAAUUAUACUUUGAAUAAUGUAUUAGAUAAGAUAAAGAUUAUUUUUCAAAAUGGCCACAUUGACGCGGUGGAUAAUAGUUCUCCUAACCUGCAACAUCCUCUCACACGUGAACAAACUUCAAAACUAGGGAACGAGCUUCUCGAAGUGAUUGUUAUCCCUCAUUCCCACAACGAUCCGGGCUGGAAAAAGACAUAUAGAAAAUAUUUUGAUGAUCAAACUACGCACAUUCUUAGCAAUAUGGUUGACAAACUGUAUGAGUAUCCGGAUAUGACAUUCAUUUGGGUAGAAAGUUGCUUUUUGGAUAUGUGGUGGCAAAAUCAAACUUCUGAAACUAAAGACAAAUUUAAAAGAUUAGUUCAAAGUGGACGACUUGAGAUCGCUUCUGGAAUGUGGGUGGCUCCUGACGAAGCCUCGCCGCAUUAUUUUGCUCUCCUAGAUCAGAUGAUUGAGGGUCAUUACUGGGUCAAGAAGAACCUUGGAAUUGUACCAGAAUCAUCCUUAAAUUUUGACCAGUUUGGUUACUCGUCCACUAUGCCAUAUUUUGCUAAAAAAGCUGGUCUUAAAAAUGUCCUUAUCAAGCGGAUACAUAGGGGUCUGAAGGAGAGGUUUGGUAGACUUCAGAACCUCAAUUUCAACUGGCGCCAGUUCUGGGAUCCAGAAGGAAAAGAUGAUAUAUUUGGCCAUAUUGAUACAUACGAAUGGAUGAGUAUAUCGGACAGCUGUGGCCCAGAUCGAUCUGUGUGUCGCGGUUUAGACUUUCUAUAUAUGCCAGACCUUCCGGUACCUGGAUCGUCAGCCGCAAAUAAACCAUUCCGAGCUGAUCACGCAUCGCAAUUAAUGGCACAGAAUUUUCACGACUUUACAGUAAAACUUGUGGAACAGUUCCGUCUAAAAGCUGCAAACUACAAGUACAAUGUGAUGAUGCUGCCUCAUGGCGGCGACUUCCGGUAUGCAACGCCAUUCGAAUGGGAUAAACAAUACAAAAAUCUUAAAGUAUUUAUGAAUUACGUAAAUGAAAAUAAGAAAAUUUUCAAUGUUAAUAUGCGGUUUGGUACACUUAAGGAUUUCUUCGAAGAAAUUGAGAAACAAGACCAAAUGUACGACCUGUCAUACCCGGUUGUUAGUGGAGAUUUUUACACCUAUACCGAAAGCACCGAAUACUGGACUGGUUACUUUACCACAAGACAAUUUGAUAAAAGACUAGGGAGGGAAGUACUUGAAGGGUUACGUGCUGCAGAAUUUUUCACAGCGCUAGCGCGGAGAGAUCCUCAUUUUAAAUCUCUUGAAAUGGAAAAGACAAUUUUGUCUCUCCUUGAAUCUGCAAGAAAGAAUCUGGGUAUCUUUCAACACCAUGACGCGAUAACGGGUACGUCACAAGCUCAUGUCGUCAUAGAUUAUGAACGUCUGUUAACUUCCGCUUAUACUUCAGUGCAGAGGGUACUUUCUAUGAUCUCAAUGUUCUUAUUAAAUCCGGAUAUUGAUUGGAACACAGAAAAGCUUCUUCCAACCUUGAAGAGGACAGAUUAUAAUGGACUUACCAAAAAGGUUUCUAUUCCUAUAACUACAACAGGAACAAAAAUCGUUUUAGUAAAUUCAUUAACGCAAGGAAGACGAGAAAUUGUAUCUUUAUUUGUCAAAGCAAAGGAUAUGUUUGUUUUAGAUCCGAAAGGAAAUGAAGUUAGGUUUGACAUGAUUCCAUCGACAGGGGAAAGUAAUGAGAUAAAAUUUGAAGUGGAUUUUCCACCUGCUAGUGUUUUAGUUUACACUUUAAAACGGCGUGACAACAUCAGUAAUACCAAAUUCGACGUGAAAUAUUCGAUUCAAAGUAAAAAGUCGGAGAUAUUUGGAAAAGUGUACUUUUGUGAAAACAAUAUAAUGAAUGUAACGUUUAACAAAGCUACAGGUUCGCCUGAAAUCGUUUGCUAUAAAAACAAAAACUUUUGUGCUGAAGUUAAAUUAGAUUGGAAGUAUUACCGCGGACAAGGCGGGGCUUACACAAUGAUGUCAAAUGGUAUGGAAUCGACAGCGUUGGUUGGAUCUUCAAAGGUGAAGUUUGUCAAAGGGGAAACAUUUUGUGGUAUAGAAUCUCAGAAUCAGUAUUUUUCAUUUAAAGUUAGUCUUCCUUUAAUAGACAGCAUAUCAGGCAAAUCAUUGAGGGUAGAUGUAAUGAGCGACUUGUCACGUGCAUCCGGUUUUGUAGGUGACUUAGCAAUGAGAGUGGAGACUUCCAUUCGUUCUGAAAAUAUUUUCUAUGUAGAUUCCAAUGGAUUUCAAUUGAUGGGUAGGAAAUUUAGAAACUCUAUACCCUUUGACGGAAAUGUUUAUCCGAUGUCCUCUAUGUCGAUGCUAGAAGAUGACUCAACCAGACUAAUUGUUCAUUCUGCGCAGCCGCACGGAGUAGUUAGUCGAGCUUCCGGUAAAAUUGACUUUAUGUUGGACAGAAUUGCUAUUAGACCGGAAAUGGAUCUUCCAGAGGGCGUGCGAGAUAACAAACCGACAGAAACUGUUUUAUAUAUAGAAUUUGAAUCGUCAACGGAAUUUGAAAAGUUAAGUACGACCGAAACGGCACUUCCUUCCAUUAACACUGUAUAUCUUAGUGAUCUAAUUCAGCAUCCAAUAUAUAGUUUUUACUCAAUAGAUGAACUAGUUAUUCCAAAUCAAAGCCAAAGCUUUUUAAACCAUAAAUUACCUUGUGAUGUAAUUAUUGCAAACGUCAAAAAUCUAUUGGACAGUUCGUCGAAUCCUGAUGGGACGUCAUUAACACUUUUUCGACGUGCUAUUAGUUGCAAGGGAAACACAGCAGAUAACUUUUGUGAAUUACGUGAUCCAGUGAAUCUACAUCCCGGAUAUAUACUUAAAGCCAAAUUUGAUUUAGUAACUGAAAUGUCUCUUUCACACUUGACGCCAAAAGAAGUUUUAAAGGAGACUGAUUUGGUUUUAUUACAACCAAUGGAUAUCAAAACUUUCUAUAUGCGAUAAUGUUUAUUUCUGAGAUAAUUUAUUAUAAAUAAUACUUGUAUUUUCAUAAUGUAUAUUUACAUAAUGUUAAUUGUUAAUAAAGUUAUUACAUUCGA
Messenger RNA from Ruditapes philippinarum (Manila clam), 3593 nucleotides. Its product is annotated as alpha-mannosidase 2-like. Gene Ontology annotation, molecular function: alpha-mannosidase activity; carbohydrate binding. NCBI's taxonomy places the organism in Eukaryota, Metazoa, Mollusca, Bivalvia, Venerida, Veneridae. The transcript has 3 exons. Gene Ontology annotation, biological process: N-glycan processing; mannose metabolic process; protein deglycosylation. Gene Ontology annotation, cellular component: Golgi membrane. The record is from RefSeq and is a predicted model, not a curated record. The coding region runs from base 274 to 3498 and encodes 1074 amino acids.